GUGGUAUGUUUCGCUGCCGGAAAAUGGCAUAUACAACCACAAAUACAACCAUCCGACUGGUGCAGCUUAAAAAAGAAAUUUCAGGGCUUCCAUUUACUACAUGUUUCAAAGUUCAUGUAUGAGAACAAUAUUUCUUCGUGUAUUCAUAUUUUUUAGGAGUUUGCAACAUCAAAGCUCGAAGCAAGGCAAUCGAUCAACAGGGCUCAGUCACUCAGUACUAUGCUUAGUACUUUUUUAAAUAUCUAUCGGGAAGUCUGGCUGGGAGAAUGGAAGAAAUUCAGACGCUCAAAUGACUUCUUUUACAAUAACGUGGAGAGGAAAGGAAACACACAAAAAGAUGAUGCGAAUAGCAGUGUGUCAUAUGAAUCUCAAUUUUUUGAACAGGAAAAUGAAUUUGGGGAUUUAAAUGAACAAAGUGAAGAUAUUGCUGAAAAUUAUGACAAGCACCAAGAGUUAACCACCAAAACACAGGAUUCUGAAGAUAUUUUUACCAAGCAAUCUAUCUCUAUUAUUACAGAGGAAUCUAAACAACCAUGUCAACAUAGUCAAAGUCAUUUGUCACCCACUGGCCACUAUACUGGGUUAUUGUUACAGUUUGACUUUGCAUCAAAUGUAUCACGUCAGCAAUCCUUUGUUGUUCAUGAUUAUAAUGCAAACAAAAGAACAAUUAUGGUGAUGUCAAAUUUUAUUUCCAUAAUUUCAAUGUUGGGUAUAUACCCAACUAAAUGAUAUUACUCAAUACUCUUUUUUGGUGCUAUAACCUGCAUGUAUUUUUUUCUUCAGCAUAAUUCAUUUGUAUUUGUUCAUUGAUAUCCCCACCUAUUGCUUGAUGGCUACGGUUGGAUAUUGUGCUGCUCAUGUGAUGCAAAUAGAAAGCAAUUUGUUGAAGCCCUACCUAAUAAUAUACAAUUAGAUCCUCAAAAAGAUAUACCAUAUCCCAGUUGCAUACACAUAUUAGCAAAGGAAAAAUAUCUGGUUGUGUAUGAUAGAAAGUUUGGUAUUGAAGCCAAAGAUUUUAUUGAAAAAAAAUCCACAUCCAUGAUGCAGUCUGUUUUCAGUGAUCAUUCCUACCAUGAGAUGCGACCUGAAGAAGACUUGUUUAGUGCAGUGUGAGUCUGAUACUGGAUUGCUAGAUGGAAGUAGGUUUGAAAUGCGCAAUUUCAUCAACAGGAGAAAUGUGCGAGCUUUAUUGAAGAAGUACAGUGAUUCAAAGCUAAGUUGGGACGAAUUUCAAGAAUUAAAAUCUGAAAUAUCUUCAAAGAGGCUUAGGACUCUACUUGAAUGGUUAGAGAAACAAGGAUUCAUCACUAGUUGUCCAAACUCGUGCAGAAGGUUAUUGGCAGCAUUGGCUUCUGACAAACCAGUAUGCGCAAUUGUGCCCCCCAAAGAAGAAGUUUUGGACCUCUUGAUAAGGAUGUCUGAUGGAGCCAAUCCAAAAGACAAUCCUUCCACUGAUUUAAAACUUCUUCAUGAAGAAGUGCCCCUACUGUUUAACGUCAUUGAGACUAGCGAAGAAAUUCCAAUUACUAUUCAACCGCUGCUAAAGGAAUUGGUACAAAAGGCGAUAAGUCCGUUCGAGGUCAAGGACGGUCAGUGGCGUUUGCCACACAACUUACCUGCGGUGUCUCAAAAUUCGUUCCAUGGAUAUCUACCUUGUCUGCCAGAACUGGUUCAACGAGGGAAUUAUGUUCUUGACAAUAGGAAGACACAGCAGGGAGAUUGUGCCAAAGUCACUAGACCCAAGAAGAAGCAUGGCACUUUGAUCCCUGGAAUAUUUUGUAUUCUUUGUCCCCACGGUGUACGUUAUGGAUUCGAAAUAAUGAGGGAUCACGAAUCACGAAAUAUCCCAUUUACCAUUUUACGAACACGUUUUCCUGAUGCGCCAGAGUUGGUCAUUUACGAUAAUGCCUGCAGAUUGCACGAGUAUUGUUUGAACUGAGAUCCAGCAUUUUUUAAGAAAACAAAAUUUGUUGUUGAUAAGUUUCAUUGGAAAAAUCAUUCAGGAUGCGGCGAAGGAUAUAACAUGAAAUUGUACCCCACGCUCAAUAUGUACAAUAGCCAAGCUGCUGAACAGUGCAAUUCGUGUAUUAAGCCUCUUGCCUCCAUGGUUUCUUACAUGGAAUACGAUAACUUUUUUCUUUUUACAAAACUCCAUAUUUGGCACAGGAAUAUGUUACGCAUUGUUAAAUACAAUCCUGAGAGAGAAAUAGCCUACAAACACUAUUUUCUCACUCUUAGUCGUGUUAUUCAUUAGUAACGCGUUAUAGUUUCGUUUUUCGAAAAAUUUAAACUUGUUUUUAUGAAUAGUUUUAUCUGUACAAAAUAUUACUUCAUAGUUACCCAUAUAGUUUCUGCAAAAGUAACAAUUAUAUGUAACGUCGUUACUUGUAAAAAAAUUAUUUACAUCACUUGUUAUAAAUAUAAGAAUGUUAUUCAUAUG
Xenia sp. Carnegie-2017 is the source of this 2440-nucleotide messenger RNA. RefSeq lists its product as uncharacterized. Bases 1073 to 1939 code for a protein of 288 amino acids. The record is from RefSeq and is a predicted model, not a curated record. The transcript is spliced from 14 exons. NCBI's taxonomy places the organism in Eukaryota, Metazoa, Cnidaria, Anthozoa, Malacalcyonacea, Xeniidae.